UCGUUUGUAUGUAUGUGUAUAUGUGUGUGUGUGCGUGUACGUGGCUGUCGCUGGGGUGGGAUUGUUGCCCUCGGUAACCAGGGAACCUGUCGUGGCUUUCCGGCCGCUCCGGAGCUCUGGGAGAUUCAAGCGGGGUUGAGGUUGUGGGGUCAGGCGUGUGUCGUUUUGAAGAAGGACAGUUUUUGGAAAGGCGGCGAGGGACUGCACCGUCGCCGGCCGCCCCGGAACGCGAAGAAGGCUAUGGCAUGCCAUUCUGCAACUAUUGAUGCUUUAUAAAAAGAACUGUUGAAAUAUUGCACUUCAGGUAGACAUGCAGAAAAAGACAACACCAUUGCCACGUGGCACAAUGGCAUCCUCAAGACUAGCGGGAAGAACAUCUCGAGAUAUUGCUGGAGUGAUGCAGAGACUCCAAGAUGAACAAGAAUCUGUGCAAAAGCGGACUUUCACAAAGUGGAUCAACACACAUCUAGCCAAGCGCACUCCUCCCAUGGUAGUCAAAGAUCUAUUUGAAGACAUUAAAGAUGGAAUUGUAUUGAUCGCUCUUUUGGAGGUCCUUUCAGGACAAAAACUGCCUUGUGAACAAGGGCGAAAAUUGAAGAGAAUUCAUGGAGUGGCCAAUAUUGGUACUGCCCUUAAGUUCCUAGAAGGACGUAGGAUUAAGCUUGUCAACAUUAAUUCAACUGAUAUUGCCGAUGGAAGACCAUCUAUUGUGCUUGGGUUGGUGUGGACAGUAAUCCUGUAUUUCCAGAUAGAAGAACUUACGAGCAACCUGCCACAGUUGCAGUCACUCUGCAGUAGUACAUCAUCUGUGGAUAGUGUCGUCAGUUCUGAAACUGCCAGUCCACCGUCCAAGCGGAAAGUUUUCACUAAAGUGCAAGGAAGCGCAAAGAAGGCUUUGCUAAAAUGGGUGCAGUACACAGCAGCAAGGCAAACUGGGAUCGAAGUGAAGGAUUUUGGACAAAGCUGGAGAAGUGGUAUUGCCUUUCAUUCAGUUAUUCAUGCUAUCCGUCCAGAACUAGUGGAUUUGGAGAAGGCGAAAACGCAAUCUAACAAAAAAAAUUUGGAAGAGGCCUUUACAAUUGCAGAAUCAGAACUGGGAAUUCCAAGACUUCUUGAUCCUGAAGAUGUGGAUGUGGAUAAACCAGAUGAAAAAUCAAUUAUGACCUAUGUAGCACAGUUUCUGAAACAUUAUCCAGAUCCUCAUAAUACGACAGGCGAUGCACAGGAGGCUGAUAAAGAUCAACCGAUGCUAAGAGAUCUGAAAAUUUGGAUUGAACAAUUUGAAAGAGAUUUGUCAAGGACACAAAUGACGGAAGCAAGCUUACAAGAAAAAUACCAGUCAUUCAAACAUUGCAAAGCACAAUAUGAAGCGAAGAGGAAACAAGUUGAAUGUGCAAUCCAGUCUUUAAGAAAGGAUGGAAAACUUUCCCUUGAUCAAGCUCUGGUGAAGCAAGCCUGGGACAAAGUUACUUCUCAACUUUUUGAAUGGCACUUGUAUCUUGAUAAAUCUCUUCCUGCACCUCUGGGCCCUAUCGCAGCCUGGCUUUGUAGGGCUGAGACCUCUCUUAGAGAAGACAUUUCCAUUCAGCAGUCUCAUGAGGAAACAGCAGAUACGUUACAUCGGAAACUUGAACAGCAUAAGGAUAUGCUUAAAAAUGUAGAUGGGUACAAAAGGACAUUCCAGGAAAUCCGCCGAGCUCAGUCUGUCAAUGGAGUCCCUAUUCCGUUAGAGCAGCUUGAUGAUAUGGCUGAGAGGUUUAAUUUUGUUGCCUCUUCAUCUGAUCUCCAUCUGCUGAAAAUGGAGUUCUUGGAACUGAAGUACCGCUUGCUGUCACUCUUGGUCCUGGCUGAAUCAAAAUUGAAAUCAUGGAUUAUCAAAUAUGGAAGAAGAGAUUCUGUUGAGCUGCUUCUUCAGAAUUAUAUGACUGUUAUAGAAAACAACAAAUUUUUUGAGCAGUAUGAACUUACAUACCAGAUCUUGAAAAAAGCAGCUGAGAUGUAUGCCAAUGCUAAUGGCUCACCGGAAGAAAUAGAGAACAUUACGAAGUUCAUGAACGAUACAACAACACAGUGGAGGCACUUGUCAGUUGAAGUGAGAAGUGUUCGGAGUAUGUUAGAAGAAGUCAUUUCUAAUUGGGAUCGAUAUAGCAAUACAGUCGCCAUUCUGCAGGCCUGGCUGGAAGAUGCUGAAAAAAUGUUGAAUCAACCUGAACAUGCUAAAAAGGAUUUCUUCCGGCAUUUACCACAAUGGAUUCAGCAACAUACUGCAAUGAACGAUGCUGGCAAUUUUCUGAUUGAAACAUGUGAUGAAACUGUUUCCAGAGAUUUAAAACAACAACUGCUCUUGCUAAAUGGACGAUGGAGAGAAUUAUUUAUGCAAGUUAAACAAUACGCUCGGGAUGAUGAAUUAGACAGAAUAAAGAAGGAAUAUUUCGAUGGAGUGGCUGCCUUGUCUGCUUUCAUUGAUGAUGUAAAGAGAAAAAUCCACACACGUUUAGAAGUGUCCUUUCUAAAUGUAAAGUUAUUUGUCCAAGAAAUGGAGGAUAUUAAACAAAAAGCACCCAUUAUGGAAUCCCAAUACAAGAUGUUAACAAGGACAGCACAAAUGGUUACCAAGGAAAUUCCACAAGAAGAAGUCAAUGAAAUGCUUGCAAGAAUGCAGAGAAUCAAAGGACAGCUCAGCAAGGUUAAGGAGACCUGCCCAGUUGUGCUUUUUGAUUCACAAGAAUUACUUCCUCAUCUUGAAGAAUUAGAGAAACAAAUUACACGUUUUCAUGAAUCUCUUGACAAGAUCAAUGAAAUUAUUUCUGUAUUAGAUCCUGAAGCCCAGUCUGCUCAUGUUUUUAAGCAGCAACAUCAGGAUUUGGUAGCUUAUCAAGAACACUGCAAAAAAGCCUUGUUAUUAAUUGAAAGAAAUAGUCAAAUUAUCACAAAGAUUCUGGCUUCAAGUAAAGUGUUAAAUCACUUCAGCUUUUCUGUACUUCAGAAGAAAGUGGUAGAAAUGCAGGCUACUUUCCAGGAUAUGGUGCAGAAGACCGGUGAUUGGAAGAAAAAUGUUGAGGUAAAUAGUCGGCUGAUGAAGAAAUUUGAAGAAUCUAGAACAGAGUUGGAAAAUGUUCUCCAGACUGCCCAAUGCUGUCUAAAAGAAAAAGGUAAUCCCGAAGAACUUCUCCGAAAACAUACGGAAUUUUUCAGUCAGUUGGACCAAAGGGUGCUCAAUGCUUUCCUGAAAGCUUGUGAUGAACUUACUGACAUCCUUCCUGAGCAAGAGCAACACACCCUUCAGGAAGCUGUGCGGAAAUUGCACAAGCAAUGGAAGGAUCUCCAGUCAGAAGCUCCAUACCAUUUACUCCGCUUAAAAAUAGAAGUGGAAAAAAGCAAAUUCCUAGCAACAGUGCAAGAAUGUCACACUGAACUCACUCGCCAGCAUGAGCUCAUGACCAAGGAGAGCAGUGAAAAAAUAAUUAUGGAGCACAAGAUGUUUUUUGGUGAUAAAGGGCCAUUACAACUAUGUGAAAAACGACAGCAACUGAUUAAAGAAUUGUGCUUGAAACUACCAGAAUGGGAUCCAAUUAAAAUGACAUCUGAAAGUAGCCAAAAAGAUCUCAGUGUACUUAAAACUCAAGUUGCCAGGACUUACACGAAACUAAUAGAUCAACCAGACAAAUGGCAAGAAUACAAGAACAGAUUUUCUGAAUUACGAAGCUGGAUUUCAUCAAAGGAAACACAACUUAAAACAAUUAAGAAUGGUUCAGCUGAUACUACUAAAUACAAACAUUUUAAAACAUCAAUAGAGGAAAUUAGGCAAGAUGCCUGCAAGAAGGGAGAAAUUAUCAUCUGGUUGAAAUCUAGGCUUGUUGCCUUAUCUGAGGUUUCUUCUGAGAAUGAAGUAAAAAAACAAGGGGAUGAACUUUCAGUACUUGCUAGUGACUUUAAGAAAAUUUUAGCCUUGUUGACAGAGAUUGAGAAGACAUUGGGUGCGGUUGGAGACUGCGUUCAAUACACCGAAGAAGUAAAAGGCACAUUAGAAGAACUGAUCACAAACUCAAAAGAAGCUCAGACAGAAGUUGAAAAAAUCUUAGAUGUUGAUAACUUGUUACAAGCCCAGCAAAUCUUUCUCUACCAUCAGCAAAAGUCAAAAAGGCUUCAUGCAAAAAGGCAAGAUGUACAACAGCAAAUUGCCCACAGUAAAGAGUUACAAAUUGAAGGUGGUCUGUCUCCUGCUGUGCAAGAAGAUUUAUGGAAGUUGGAGAGUACAUUAGAGAGCAUGCAGCAAUCUAUGGAACAACGUGGAGAUCAAUUGCAGCUCACAAUAAACACAUGGGAACAGUUUGAAAGGGACAAAGAAACAAUUGUCAAGUAUUUGAGUCAUGCGAGCUCUGCCCUUGAACGCAUCUUAAGUUUUAGCAGCUUGGAGAGUUUGUCCUCAGAAUUAGAAAAGACAAAAGAACUUUCCAAGCAGACCGUAGCCAUGGCCAUGGAAGCAGAGAAUCUGGUCAAGAAGUCUUUAGCCAUACAGCUUGGUCAAAGGAGCAAGGAGAGCCUUCAGCAGCAAGCAAAGUCAAUUCAGGAACAAGUUAAAAAAGUAGAAGCUACACUUGAAGAAGAUAUUAAAACCAUGGAAAUGGUGAAAGACAAGUGGGAUCAGUUUGGGAAAAAAUUUGAAGCAUUGUCCCUCUGGAUCAAUGAAAAAGAAAAAGCGCUGGAUGCCUUGGAAAUACCAUCAUCUUCCCUGGAUGUGCAAAUCAGCCAAAUUAAGGCUGUUAAGAAUGAAAUAGCUGACAAGGACAACGAAAUCCCAAAGCUAGAAGAGGAUGCUCAACUUUUCUCUCAGUAUCUUACUUCUGGAGAAUCAGCACAUAUUAAAGCCAAGAUGACACAGAUUAGGAGAUACUGGGAAGAACUCAUAGACCAUACAGAGAAUUUGGAAGGAACCAUCGCAGGAAGGGCAUCGGUGCAGCAAAAAUUUGAGGAAAACUUUAGAAAGAUUCAAGAAGUCUUAAGCAGUUCUGAAGCUAAACUGAUGGAGCUUGAUAUUUCAUCCUGUUCAUUAGCAGAAACUUAUAAGGCUCUCCAAGACCUUACGGACCUCUCACAAGAUCUGGAAAAAACAAAUCAAGCACUGACUUCUUUAUCAUCUUGCUGUCGCAAACUUACAAACAAAGAAAAAGCAAAUCAAGAUAUUGUAAUGCUUCAGCAAAAACAUGAAAAUAUUAUGAAACAAGUGAAAGAGAGACAUGACUCUUUAGAGACUCAUCUAGUACAAUGUCAGAGAUUGGAGAAGGAAUUGUCUACCUUUUUGACUUGGUUAGAGAAGUGUGAAACUGCAGUCAGACCUACAGAACAGCAUGUUUCUGCUGACAAAGUUAAACUAGAAAAUGAACUACAAUUACUUCAAGAUUUGAAAAUGGAUAUUGCAUCUCAUGAUUCACAUUAUACCAGCCUCUUCCAGUUGAAUGAGACACUAUUUAAAGCAAGUUACAGUGAAAGUCUGAGACCAGUUAAAAAAGAAUUAGAAAAAGUUGAUGAAAGAUGGAAAAUUCUACCUCAAACCGUUAACAGGAGGAUAAUUUUCCUCCAAUCUGUACUUGAUGAACACAGACAGUAUGAUGAGCUUCUUCUCAGUUUUUCUGAAUGGAUCAAGCAAUUUCUUUGUAAACUACAGCUAACAUCAGAGAUUGAUAUAACCGAUCAACAGCCCGCUAUAUGUCAAAAUAAGGAGCAUAAAUUAGAAGUGGAAGGAAAAGACAAAGAGCUACAGAGUCUGAAGAGCCAUGUUGAAAAGUUGUGUUCUUUCACUCAGCCAGAAGAUCACAGUGUAUUCCAAAAUAAAGUUGAAGACUGUCUCCAGUUGUACCAAGAGGCUGAUCAAGUAAUCAGCCGCCGUCAAGAAGUUCUUCCCCAUCUCAAGGCCUUUUUAGAGCUUCAUAUCUCUGCAUCACAUGUACUUCACCAGUUGAGACAAAAGGUAGAAACAACGAAAAACAUAGACAAGUCAAAAUCAGAAAUGCUGAAGAAGAAACUAAGUGAGGUCGUUCAAGAUGUCAACAAACUGGAAUCUACAGCAGCCAGUUUAGAUGUAUCCCUUACUAAAGCCCACUACCAUUUAAAACAAGGAAGCUCUCAGCAGAGGAGUUCCAGCAGUAACAUUGCCGACAGUGUCUGUAUAGAACUGGAAUCCAUUCAGUCUCUGCUUGGAUCUAAGCAAAGUGAAGCAGAGGCCCUUAGUGCUCUGUGUUCAUCCAUCCUAGAGCGUAAGGAACAUCUUUUAAAACAAAUUGAAGAUCUUGAAGAAAGGGCUGACAAGGAAGGACUGAAAGAACCAAACCUUCAAGAAGUUCAGCAAAGGUUAAGGAUUUUUAACCAGCUGGAUGAUGAACUGAAUUCUCACCAGCAUGAAUUGAAAUGGCUAAUGAGUAAAGCAAAGCAAAUUGCUUUAAAAGAUAAUCAUUUUGCCCAAACAAUUGACAAAGAAAUUAAUUGUUUGGAAGCAACUUGGGAUGAUACAAAGAAACUAAUCCAAGAAAGGCAGGAACAGGGUUGCGUCCUUCUUGAUAUUAUAAGACAGUAUCACAAUCUGAGAAGUACAGUUUCUAAAGCCAUAGAGGUUGCCAGUGCUGUAACAGUGGCCAAAGCCGUGCUAAAAGACCAGGGAGAUGUGCGAAGGGCCUUAUCAAAGCAUGAAGCAGCCAGAAAUGAGCUGAAUGAUAGACAGACUGAACUGGAUGCUUUCACUAACAAAGGAAAACACCUAAUUGCAGAACUGAAAAAGAUACCAAACUGUGAUGCUCGGAUGAUAAAAACUGAGAUGGACAGUACCGUGGACAAAUGGCUAGAUGUUUCAGAAAAAAUUGAAGACAACAUAGAUAAGUUGAGCGUUAGUGUAACUUUGUGGGAAGACAUACUAGCCAUCCGUGAUAAUAUUGACGGAUGGUGCAAUAACGCCAUCUCCCAGUCAAAUGAUAUCAUACACAACUUGGCAAGCUGUCAAGGAACUGAAGUUUUUUUGGAUGAAUUUCAGUCUCAGGUGAAGCACAAAGAAGAGAAGUUGGAGCAAAUGACUUCGAACAUAUAUAAGCUUAAAAAAUUGAUAAAUUCAGAAGAACUUCCUCCAAUUCUUCUGUUUUUAGAUGCUGAUUUAAAGAAGAAGAUAAUGCAUAGCAAAACAAUGUAUGAUACAGCUAAAGAAACUUUGAAAGAUUUUAAUUCUCAGAAGACCCAGUUAUAUAACUUUAUUACUCAGAUGGAAAACUGGUUUGUCAAUACAGAAGAAUCACUAUUAAACUGCUUUCAUAGUCAGGUUCCAUCAGAUCUUGGGACAGUCAAUAAAAUACAGAAGGAGAUUCGCCAACAGCAGAACAAUUUUGAUUCUACUCAGGAAAUGCUUAAUGGCCUCUGCCGCAAAUAUCCAUCUUUGGAGUUGGAAACUCUUGGAGGCACUAUAACGUCCCUGAUAAAGAAGUAUGAAGCUGUGAACCAGUUGAGUUUGAAAACACAGGCUUCUUUACAGGAGUCCCUAGAAAAACAUUUCCUACAAUCUAUGGAGGAAUUUCAAAACUGGUAUUCUAAUCUGAAGAUUGCAAUAAAAGAUAUAAAUAUUGCAACUGGGGACAGUAAAGCUAUUGAAGCAAAACUCCACAAACUACAGAAAGUACUAGACUCUUUUAAUGAAGGAAAGGUUAAACUGGAGUCAGCCUGCCAGGAAGGAGAAAAUUUGUGUACUUACUUGCCUAAACCAUCUGUGAAUGGUAUUCAAGAACAGAUAUCUAAAGCUCAUCAGGACUUUGAAGCAUUUCUAAAACAAUGUUUGAAAGAUAAACAAGCUUUGGAAGAAUGCAUUGCAGAGUUGGAAAGUUUUGAGGACCAAUGCAAGAGCUGGAGUUUAUGGCUUCAUGAAAAGGAAGAAAGGAUAAAUACAGAAGCUCUAGGGGAACACAAACAGCACAUCCCAGAUAAGAAAGACGAGGUACAGAAGGUAGAAGCCUUUUUGGAAGAACUUCUGCUUGCAAGAGAAUCCUUUGAUAAACUCUCUCAAAAGGCACAGUUUUUAAGUGAGAAAGACUACAGUACUGGAAUGGAGGUUCGUCUGGCCUCUCAGCAAUUUUCUGCUUAUCAGAAUUUAAUCAAGGACGUAAAGGAGAAGCUACGGCUCUCUCAGAUAGCUCUCCAAGAUCACCAGACUUUGGAAGAAGCUCUGCAGGAUAUGUGGACCUGGGUGAAGGAUGUUCAAGGAAAACUCAGCUGUGCUGAGGGCACCCUUGGGGACAAAAUGACCUUGGAGAAACGACACCUCCAAAUUCAGGAAAUCCUAUUAAUGAAAGGAGAAGGAGAAGUCAAGUUGAACAUGGCCAUUGGCAAAGCUGAACAAGCCCUUAAGACAAGUAAUGAAGAGGGACAGAAAGUGAUUCAGAGCCAGCUGCAAAGAUUAAAAGACCUCUGGGCCAGCAUUGUCAGCACCUCGGUGAGCUGUCAAAGCUUGUUGGAGUUUGUGAUAAAUCAGUGGAAUUGCCACCUGGAGAAGAAAAGUCAGCUGGACCACUGGUUGGAUUCAAUAGAUCAGAAAUUGAAAGAGCCUUUGGAACCUCAGAAUGGCCUGAAAGAGAAAUUUUCUCAGCUGGAUUGCUCCCAAGCUAUUGUUUCAGAAGCAGAAGAACGUUCUAAUGAUCUACACCAGCUCAUAGUAAAAGCCCGAGAACUGCACGAGAAAACACAGGAUGAUUCUUUUGGAGAAACUGCUCAAGAGGAGUUGAAAACACAAUUCACAAAUAUUGCAACAGUUGCUAAGGAAAAAAUGAAAAUAGCCGAAGAUAUUGUAAAAGACCAUUUGCUAUACCUUGAUGCAGUGCAUGAAUUUUCCGACUGGCUUCAUUCAGCAAAAGAAGAGCUUCACCGCUGGUCGGAUACAUCAGGAGAUUUGUCUGCCAUACAAAAAAAAUUAGCCAAAAUCAAUGAGCUGAUAGAUUCCAGACAGACUGGUGAGGGUCGCCUCCACAGGAUCCAAACGCUGGCUCCUGCCGUGAAAAAGAACACAAGCGUUCAAGGGUGCAAAGACAUGGACGCCGAAAUGCAGGCCCUCCAGUCCGACUGGAAGCAGUGGGAAGAGAAUGCUUUCCAGUCCCGAAACAGGCUGCAGGAACUGGAGAGUCAGAUGGCCUGGUCAGAGCAGGAGUUUGCAGCCCAGGCUGUUCUUCUGGAAGAGGCCUUGCAACACUUCAGCACGUUGCUUGCAACCUGGUCUGAAGGCCUGACCCCUCUGGAUAGUAAGCACACAGACCAAGAGCUGGUUGAUUACUGGCACCGAGAAAAGGAAACUCUAGAUGCCCUAACAAAGGCAGAGUCAAUUAAUGAUGAUAUUAAGAUUCAAUUAAAUGAUCUUUGCCGGUUUUCCAAAGAUUUGAGCACCUAUUCUGCAAAGGUUUCCCAGUUAUUUAAAGAAUAUAAUAGUCUUUGUCUACAAGCUUCAAAGGGAUGCCAAAGUAAAGAGCAGGCCUUGCAACAGAGAUUCAGGGCAGUCUUCAGAGAUUUUCAGCAAUGGCUGGUCAAUUCCAAAAUCACUACUGCCAAAUGUUUUGAUGUGCCUCAAAAUGUCAGUGAUGUUACAGCUAACAUACAAAAAAUACAGGAAUUCUUAUCUGAAACUGAGACUGGUCAACAUAAAUUAAAUUUAGUGAUAUCCAAAGGAGAACUGUUAAGUUCUGUAUUACCUAAAGAAAAAGUUAAAUCCAUUCAGACCAAAAUUGCCUCAGCUAAAGAGGACUGGAAGAAAUUUAUUUCCACUCUACACCAAAAGGAAACAACUUUAGAGAAUUUAAAGGUACAGAUGAAAGACUUUGAAACAAGUGCUGAACCUCUUCAAGAUUGGUUAAAUAAAACCAAAGAAAUCGUGCAAAGCAGUAAUAAUAAUCUGCAUGACCUUUCCACUAAAAAGAGAGAGCAUCAGAAUCUACAGUCUGUCCUUGAAGAAAUAAAAUGUAAUGAGCCUCAGCUCAGCAGAUUAAAAGAAAAAGCUCAGCAGCUUUGGGAAGAACAAGCUGCCAGCAAAAACUUUGUGCACAGAGUUUCUCAGCUAUCAUCUUUCUAUCUUGCUCUGAGCAACCUAACAAAGGAAAAGGUCUCCAGAAUGGACAGAAUAGUAGCAGAGCACCAACAGUUCUCUCAUGGACUGAAGGAGCUUCAGGACUGGAUGGCAGAUACAAUUCAGGUGCUUGAAUCUUACUGCUGUCCCACGGCAGACAAAAACGCCCUUGAUAAUAGAAUGGCAAAGCUUGAGGCAAUCCUUUCAUUAAAGCAAGAGAAAGAAAUUCAAAUGAAAAUGGUGGUGACAAGAGGAGAAUCUGUUUUGCAAAGUACGUCAGUAGAAGGAGCAUCUGCGAUUGAAGAACAGCUGAAAACACUUAAGGACACAUGGGCUUCCCUCUUGUCUAUGUGUAUCCACUGCAAAAGCCAGCUUGAAGGAGCUCUUUCCAAGUGGACAAGCUACCAAGAUGAUGUUCAGCAGUUUAGUAGUUGGAUGGACAAAAUAGAAGCAAUUAUGAAUGCCUCAGAAAGACAGUAUUCUGAACUGAGGGAAAAAAAAUCUUCACUCAGCAAAGCUAAGUUACUUAAAGAAGAAAUAUUUAGUCACAGUACAUUGCUGGAAGCUAUUGAAGUCAAAAGCACGGGCAUGACCGAGCAUUAUGUCACUCAGCUUGAACUGCAAGACCUUCAUGAGAGAUACCAGCUUCUCAAAGACAGAAUAAUGGAAACAAUAACUAAAGCUGAAGGAUACAUUCACUUGCAUCAAGAAUACCAAAAGAAUUUGAAGGUCUUUGAAGUAUGGCUGGAAAAGGAACAGGAAAAGCUCAGCUGUUUAUCACACCUUGAAGGCGAUACAGAGAGAUACGAAGCAACACUCCAAGAGCUCCAGGAAUUACAGGUACAUUGUGCUGAAGGACAAGCAUUGCUUAAUGCAACACUCCAUGCUAGAGAAGAAGUAAUCCCAUGGGGUGCUCCCCAGUUGGAGGAAAGAGUAUUGGAGUCUCUCCGUCAAGAUUGGACAGUCUACCAACACAAGCUUUCUGACGUUAGGGUACAAGUGAAUACUACUUUAAGUAGACUAAAACUGAUGGAGAAUAAAUUUCUGAAGAUGGAUCAAUGGCUCAAAACUCUGGAGGAGAAAGUUAAUAUCAGGACUAGCCGGCAAUCUGACCGAGCCACAAAGGAAAUCCAGCUUCAGCAAUUGAAGAAUUGGCAUGAAGAAAUAACAGUCUAUAAAAAUGAAGUUGAAGAAGUUGGGUUGUUGGCGCAGCAUUUCCUGGAGGAAAUUCAUACUUCUAGUAGAAUGGGAAGACAAGCAACCCAGCUUGCUUCUCGAUACCAGACUCUUGUUCUUCAUGUACUGGAACAAAUAAAAUUCCUAGAAGAAGAAAUGCGAAGUUUGGAAGAAUCUGAACUAGCUUUCAGUGCUUACAAAGACUGGUCUGAAGCUAUCCUUAGGAAAUUCAAAAAUGUUGUGACAAAAUGUGAUGUAGCGGAGAGAGCAUUAAUGGAGAAAAAAAUGCAGAAACUUGAGGAUCUCAUGAGUGACAUGGAAGUUGGUCACAGUUUGCUCAAAUCCGCCCGUGAGAAGGGAGAAAGAGCUAUUAAGUACAUUGAGGAAAAUGAAGCUGAACAACUGAAGAAACAAAUCAGUGAUUAUGUAGAACAACUUGAUGAAAUGACUUGCUCUAUCAGAAAGGAAUGUACAACCGUGGAGAAAUGUCUCCACUUAACAAAGGAAUUCUUAGAUAAAUACAAAGUACAGACACAGUGGCUAACAGAUUAUCAAAUCAUACUGCACAAUACAGUGGAUCCCAAAAUGGAAUUAUAUGAGAAGAAGGCACAAUUAUCAAAAUACAAGACAGUGCAGCAGACUAUACUAUCCCACGAACCUUUAAUCAAAUCUGUUGUGGAAAAAGGAGAAAGCCUUUUUGAAUUGACUUGUGACACCAAUGUAGAUAAGAAUGUUCAAAAACUUCAGAAUGAAUACCAGGAGCUCUGCAACAUAGCAAAGUUGCAGGUUGCAAGCUUGGAGGAGAAAAUGAAACAACAUGAAGACUAUAAUAGUGUUUUACAGGAAGUGGAAAAGUGGUUAUUGCAGAUGUCCAGCCGGCUGAUUACCCCUGAACUCAUGGAGAACAGUGAUCUAGAAGUGAUAACACAACAAUUAGCCAGUCACAAGGCAACGAUGGAAGAAAUUGCUGGAUUUGAAGAUCGCCUGAACAUCCUUAAGAGCAAGGGAGAUUCUUUAAUCAAAGAGUGUGCAGAACAUCUCCAAGCAAAAUUUAAACAAAAUAUAGAAACCCAGCUGCAGGGAACGAGAGAUAGCUAUUCAGCCAUCUGUAGCACAACUCAGAAAGUAUAUCAAAGUUUGGAGCAUGAACUCCAGAAACAUGUUAACCAUCAGGAUACUCUUCAGCAAUGCCAAGCUUGGCUCUGUACAGUUUGUCCAGAGUUAAAGGCCAAUCCUCAUCGACCUUCUAGUUCAGCAGAUGCUAUUAAGCAGAUUAAACAUUUUAGAGCCCUGCAAGAGCAGGCAAACACCUAUUUGGAUCUAUUAUGCUCCAUUGACGAUUUAUCAAACAGCGCAGUAAAAAAUGCAGCAGCAGAUAUUCAAGUAGCAAAGCAAACGAUUGAAGAUAGGAUAAUGAACUCCCAGUAUCUUGCUCAGGGCUGGGAAGAAAUAAAGCAAAUGAAAGAGGAACUUUGGAUUUAUUUCCAGGAUGCAGAACAGCAACUGCAGAAUAUGAAGAGACGGGGGGCAGAGCUGGAAUUAAAUAUUGCUCAUAAUAUGGUUUUACAAGUGAAGGACUUCAGCCAGAAGCUGCAAGCUAAGCAGACAGUUUUGACUGCAGUGACUGAAAAAGUGAGCAAAUUGGCAGAAGGGCAGGAGUCACCAGAGCAUAAGGAAGUAGGACGCUUGAGCAACUAUUGGCUUGAUCUUUGCCUUCAAACCAGCAACGUGCUCUUACGUAGAAAAGAAGAUUUUCAGAGAACAACAGAUUAUCAUGAUUGCCUAAAUGCAGUAGAAGUAUUUUUAGAAAACUUUACGCAGGAAUGGGAUCACUUGGCAAGAUCUGAUGCUGAGAGUACAGCUACACAUCUUGAGGCUUUGAAAAAGUUGUCAGUGGCUCUGCAGGAUAAACAGCUUGCUCUUGAAAACUUAAAGGAACAGAGGCAAAAAGUGACUGAACAUCUAAAUUUGGAUGAUAGAGAACUAGUCAAAGAACAGUCAGGAUACUUUGAGCAGUGCUGGGUCCAGCUGGAGGACCAAGUCAAGAGGAAAAUACAGCUGUCUGUCACCACAUUACAAGAGUUGAGUGUUGUGCAAGCCAAACUUCAAGAAUUAAUGGAGUGGGCAGAAGAGCAGCAGCCUAGCAUCUCUGAAGCUCUUAAACACAGCCCGCCUCCUGAGCUGGCUCAAAAUUUUCUCAUGGAUCACCUCACCCUUUGUAGUGAAGUAGAAGCCAAGCAGCUUGUUUUGAAAACAUUAAUAAAGGAAGCUGAUAGAGUGAAAACUAAUUUAGGUCUUAAUGAAAGACAAAUGCUUGAAAAAAGUCUAUCAGAUGCCCAAAAUCAUGUGGAUUUCCUUAGUGAUCUGGUUUGGCAGAGAAGAAAGCACUUAAAUAAGACAUUAUCUGACAGGACUCAGUUCUUCCUAGCAGCUCUUCAGGCCAUGAAUCAAAUUAAACAAUAUGAGAAAAAGGUAAUAUUCCAUGAGCAUAUCUGUCUGCUUCCAGAAGAUGUGAGCAAACAGAUCAGGUCUUGUAAGAGUAUACAAGCCAGCCUUAAGGUUUACCAGAGUGAAAUCUCUGGACUGUGGUCUCAAGGGAGGAACCUUAUGAAGGAAACAACAGAACAAGAGAAAAGUGAAGUGUUGGAUAAACUGCAUACGCUGCAAAACAUGUAUGAUACUAUUUUACAAAAAUGUGGCCAGCGAUUAAUGGAUCUGGAAAAACAUAUCGUUUCUAGGAAAUACUUUAAAGAAGAUUUAGAUAAAGCAUGCCACUGGUUAAAGCAAUGUGAUAUUGUUUCAUUCCCAGAAAUCAAUUUAAUGAAUAGUAACACAGAACUUUAUUCUCAAUUAGCUAAGUAUCAGCAGAUUCUUGAAGAGUUUCCUGAAUAUGAAAAUCUUUUGUUGAUAGUUCAACAAGAUGGCCAGGAAAUUUUACCAUCACUUAAUGAAAUGGAUCGAUCCUAUCUCGAGGAAAAACUCAGUGCCUUGCCGCAACAAUUUAAUAUGAUCAUUGCUUUGGCUAAAGAUAAAUUCUGUAAAAUCCAAGAAGCAAUUACAGCCCGUAAAGAAUAUGCAUCAUUAAUUGAACUGACAACAAGGGCCCUGUCUGAAGUGGAAGAUCAGCUUGUAAAUUUGCGUAAAACCCCCUCUGCUCUUACAGCUAAAGAGGUUGUGUCACUUAUGGAAGAAUACAAAAACGUCCUAAGCGAAGUCAUAAGCCUUGGCAGUGCAGUAGAUGAAUUAAACCAGAAGAAGGAAGCUUUUCGAAGCACUGGUCAGCCAUGGCUACCAGAAGAGAUGUUAACGCUUGCUACGCUCUAUCACAAAUUAAAAAGGCAGGUAGAACAGAAAGUUAGCCAAUUAGAAGACAUGAUGGUGGCUUAUCAGGAACAUGAAGAAAUGUGUAAGCAGCUUGAGAUGAAACUAAAUUCCAUAAAAGAAAAAGAAGCAGAAGUGAAUGAAGAAACCCUCCCAGCUGAGGAAAAGCUAAAAAUGUAUCAUUUCCUAGCUGGUAGUCUUCAGGAUUCUGGAAUCCUUUUGAAACACAUUGCGGAACAUCUUGAAGGACUUUCUUCCCAGCUUGACCCAUCUGUUCAUGAAGGAGCUGAUCGUCAAGUGCGAAAUUGGCAGGAGAUGCUGAAGGUAUUGCACACAACCAUUGGGGAUAAAGUGGUGGAGUGUGAAAACAGGCUGGUAGAGAGCAUAGAUUUUCAAACUGAAAUCUGUCGCUCUCUGGAUUGGCUGGGACGCAUCAAAGCAGACCUGAAUGAACCAUUAAACAUGGAUGCAAAACUGAACAGCAUUCAAGAAGAGAUUCGCAAGGUUCAGAUCCAACAGGAAGAAGUACAAUCCAGCCUAAGGAUAAUGAGAGCACUAAGCAAUAAAGAAAAGGAGAAAUAUAUGAAAGCCAAAGAACUGGUUCCUGUGGACUUGGAAAACAGCCUUACUGAGCUCUCUGAACUCAACAGUGAAGUCCAGGAAGCAAUACAAAAGAGGCAGGAAAAUUUGACUAAGUUAUACAGUCUUUGCCAAAGAUACUACCAAGUUUCCCAGACUGCUAGCAACUGGCUUGAAGAUGCUCAGGUAUUGCUCCAAUUUGCACAAAGCGGCCUUGAUACAGAGAAUUCAGAAGAAAACCUAAGAAACCACACAGAAUUUUUUAACACUGAAAAACAGUUCCGACUCCAUUUGAAAGAAGUAAAGAUGCUUGUGUCUGACAUGGAGCCAUUCAUUCAAACCUUCAGAAAAGAAGAUCUGGAGCAGAAAGUGAGGGCUUUAGAAGAUAAGAGCAUAGAAAUAGAACAAGAAGAACAAUGUCAGAAAGAAUUAUUACAAAGAUGUGCUUCCCAGUGGCAAGAAUACCAAAUAGCAAGACAACACAUCAUUGACUUGAUGAAUGAGUCUGAAAAGAAAUUAUCAGAAUUUUCUGUAGCUAAAACUUCUUCCCAACUGGAAGCAGAAGAAAAAUUAGUAUCACAUAAGUCUCUAGUCUCUAUGGUGAACUCUUUUCAUGACACAAUCACUUCACUGGAGGAAAAGGCAUCUAUUCUGGAGAAAACAGGCAAUAUAGCCAGUAAGGCAACCAUAAGUCGGUCCAUGACAACUGUCUGGCAGCGGUGGACCAGACUUAGAAGCAUUGCCCAAGAGCAAGAAAGAAUUUUGGAAGAAUCAGUGCAGAAAUGGAAUGUAUUUGAUGAUAAGAUGCAAAAGGCAACAGAGACGCUUGAUCAGCUGCACGAACGGUUACCAGAGGGCUCAGUAGAAAAAGCUUCAAAGAAUGAACUUCUGGAUCUUCUAGAUUAUCACAGUAAUUUCAUACUAGAGCUCGAGCAGCAGCUGUCAUCUUUGGGUCUCCUCAAGCAGCAUUCUUUUAGUUUGCUCCAAGGUAUAGAAAUAACAGCUAGUUCCCAGGAACAAAUGCCCAUCAUGCAAGAAAUCAAAGCAAUGCAAGACCGAUGUCAUAACAUGCAACAGAAGGUGAAAAAAAGUGAGAAAAUGGUUAAACAAGAAUUAAAGGAACGUGAAGAAGUAGAAAAAGAGAUUAAUAAAGUAAAAACUUGGAUACAGGAAGGAAGAGAAUAUUUAUUAAAUCCUACAAUAGACAGUGAUACUCAACUUGAAAAACUUCAGACGCUCCUAAAUGAUGCCACUAUGCACCGUCAAGCAGUUGAGAAAAUGGCUGAACAGCAGCAGAAUAAAUACUUGGGACUUUAUACCAUUCUACCUUCUGAGCUGUCUCUUCAGUUAGCAGAAGCAGGCUUGGCGCUAAUAAAUAUACAUGAGCAGAUUGAAGCCAAAGUAAAAGAAGCUCAGCAGCACAAAACAUUAAAUCAAGAAUUUAACCACAAAAUUCAAGAUGUAGCCAAAGAACUUGAUUUAAUUCAACUGAAAUUGAAAGAGAAGACAAAUAAUAUAACACAAGCUAAAAGAGAUCAAAAGAACCUGGAUGAAGAACUGGACAGCUGUAACAUAAAGCUUCUGGAACUUGAGGCAGCUGUCCAAAGCUUUGCAGAGCAGAAUCCUCAGCUAGGUAAACAGCUGACUGGCAAAAUUAAUAAACUGACAGAAUUCCACCAACAAAUAAUUAGGGAAGCGGAAUACAGGGCAUCCAAGCUAAAUCAGGCUGUUUCUCAUUUAGAUGAAUAUAAUGAAAUGCUAGAAUUCAUACUAAAAUGGAUUGAAAAAGCUAAGAUUUUAUUACAUGGUAACAUAAUGUGGAAUUCUGCUACUAUACUUCGCAAUCAGUUUAUGUCUCAUCAGCAUUUGCUUUUGGAAAUGGAAUCAUUGAAGCCAAAGGUUCACGCAGUCCAAGUUUGUCAGAGUGCUUUACGGAUCCCUGAAGAAGUUCUCACUACUCUACCGAUAUGUCAUGCAGCUCUUAGGCUGCAGGAGGAUGCCAGUCAUCUACAGCACACAGCUAUCCAACAGUGCAAUAUAAUGCAGGCAACAGUAGUACAGUAUGAGCAAUAUGAACAAGAGAUGAAACAUCUGCAGCAAAUGAUAGAAAAAGCCCAUCAUGAGAUUCAAGAGAAGCCCAUAUCAACAAGUAACAUCCAAGAAUUGGAAGCCCAGAUUUCAUGCCACGAGGAGCUGGCGGAGAAGAUCAAAGGUUACCAAGAGCAAAUUGCAUCUCUCAAUUCAAAGUGCAAGAUGCUCACCAUGAAAGCUAAGCAUGCUACUAUGCUGCUGACAGUGACAGAGGUGGAGGGGCUGUCAGAGAGAAUGGAGGAGUUGGAUUCAGAAGACAUGCUUCCUGCACAUAGUGCUCACCCGUCUGUAGUGAUGAUGACUGCUGGUCGCUGUCACACACUUCUGUCACCAGUUACUGAGGAAUCUGGGGAAGAGGGAAGCAACAGUGAGAUCUCUUCUCCUCCUGCCUGUCGCUCUCCUUCACCCGUGGCUAAUGCUGAUGCUUCUGUUAAUCAGGACAUUGCUUAUUAUCAAGCUUUAUCUGCUGAACAGUUGCAGACAGAAGCAUCCCAAAUUCAGCCUAGUGCUCCAAUUGCUCAGGAAUCCUAUGAACCAAAAUUAGAAGCCCUUUCCAGUACUAAACUGGAUGAUUUGCAACGUUCUUGGGAGACCCUGAAAAAUGUGAUUAGUGAAAAGCAGCGCACGCUUUAUGAAGCCCUUGAACGUCAGCAGAAAUAUCAAGAUUCUCUUCAGUCUAUAUCAACAAAAAUGGAAGCUGUUGAGGUGAAAUUAAAUGACACUCUAGACAAUAAUAAGAGUCCAGAAAGCCAGAUGGCUGGCCACCAGGCUUUGAUGGAUGAAAUUCUAAUGCUCCAAGAGGAAAUAAGUGAGCUACAAACCUCAUUAGCGGAGGAAUUGGUAUGUGAACCGUUAGAGGCAGAUGCUGCUGAGCAGUUGGCUCUGCAGUCCACGCUGACCGUGUUAGCAGAGAGAAUGGCCACUAUUAAGAUGAAAGCUUCAGGAAAACAGCAGCUUCUUGAGGAGAAACUCAAUGAGCAACUAGAAGAACAGCGUCAAGAGCAGGCCCUGCAAAGGUAUCGCUCUGAGGCAGAUGAACUUGAUCACUGGCUUCUGAACACACAAGCAUCUCUAAACACUACUUUGGUGACUGAUGAGGAACCUAUGGAUAUGGAUUCCCAGUUGGUUGACUGCCAGAAUAUGCUUGGGGAAAUCGAGCAGAAGGUGGUGACUUUGUCUGAGCUGUCCGUACACAAUGAAAACCUCCUCAUGGAAGGAAAAGCUCAAACCAAGGAUGAGGCUGAGCAGCUGGCAUUGAAACUCAGAACGCUGAAGGGAAGUCUUCUGGAACUACAGAGAGUCCUUCAUGACAAGCAGAUCAACAUCCAGGGAGCUGUACAGGAAAAGGAAGAAUAUAAAUCAGAUCUGGUCACAUCUCAAGAUCCCAGUGUCCAGGAGUGGUUGGCUCAAGCACAAACAAGCCGUUCACAACAACAGCUAAGCAUCAUACAAAGACAGAAAGAACUAGAGAAAGAACUAGCGGAACAAAAGAGCCUUCUUCGUUCAGUGGCAAGUCGUGGAGAAGAAAUUUUAACUCAAUCAUUUUCAGAUAUGCCUUAUUCUAGCAAGAAGCCAGAUAAACUAACAGAAGAACUGAGUUUAGAAGGAGAAAAGCCCACAAGUGAAGAUCAGAUGAAAAUGAAAUGGGAAAGCCUUAAUCAAGAGUUCAGCAUUAAGCACAGACUUCUACAGAAUGCUCUGGAACAAGAACAAGAACAGUCAGUUUACAGUAGACCAAACCGGCUUAUGUCUGGCAUGCCAUUGCACAAAGAAGAAGGGAAGGCUCAAGAUAAAGCAUCGGUUAAAUAUUUACUGGUUGGUUUGAAUGAGGCUUUCAAAAGUGUUCCUUCCCAGGCUAGAGGUGCUGAAAAGGAGAAUCUGCAGUUUGAGCAAAAACUAUACAGAGGUGUUUCAGCCACCUCGUCUUGGCUAGAUGGAGUUGAAGAACAUUUGUUUGUUGCCACGGCCCUGUUACCUGAAGUGACAGAAACAUGCCUUGAUAAUCAAGAAUCUCUUGCUAAAGAUAUCAAGGAGAUGACAGAAAAAAUGGAUAAGAGCAAGGAUUUAUUUUCUCACGUGUUUCCUGAGACUGCUGAUAACCGAGAUGUUAUAGGAGACACUUUGGACAGUUUGUUACAGAGAUUAACAUUACUAGAUACACUAGUAAAUCAAAGAUGCCAGCAUAUGAAAGAGAGACUUCAGCAGAUACUUAAUUUUCAGAAUGACCUGAAGUUGAUGUUUACUUUAUUAGCUGAUAAUAAGUAUAUUGCACUGCAGAAACUAGCAGAAGCAGUUGAACGCCCUGAAACAGAACAAAUACAGGCUAUUGAACAAGUAGAACAAGGACUGAAAGAAUUAGAUACAGGUAUCACUGAAUUAAAGAAGCGUGGAGAUAAAUUGCAAAUUGAUCAAUCUUUCAUGCAAGAAUUAUCCAAACUUCAGGAUAUGUAUGAUGAGUUAAUCAUGAUCAUAGGAUCACGGCGCAGUGGAUUGAACCAAAAUCUGGCACUGAAGGGGCAGUACGACCAAGCUUUGCAGGAUCUGGCUGACCUGAUUGAAACUGGGAAAGAAAAGAUGGCAGGUGAUCAUAAACUGAUAGUUGUCUCCAAAAAGGAAAUCCAACAGCUUCUUGACAAGCACAAGGAAUAUUUCCAAGGACUAGAGGCACACACGAUCCUAACAGAAACUCUUUUUAGAAAAAUAAGCAGCUUUGCUCUUGUGAAGGAAACUCAAAUCCAUGUAGAUCUAAUGGCACAGGGCUCUGCAGUGUUAAAACAAGCUCAUAAGAAAGGAGUGGAGCUGGAAUAUAUUCUAGAGACUUGGAUGCAUUUAGAAGAAGAAUAUCAGGAACUCACACAGCAGUUGGAGGCUGUUGAAACCAACAUUCCUAGUGUUGGCUUGGUAGAGGAAUCUGAGGAACGGCUUACUGAUCGGAUUUCACUUUAUCAGCAUUUGAAAUCUAGUCUUACUCAACACCAACCCAAACUUUACCAAGUGCUGGAUGAUGGGAAAAAACUACUGUUCUCUGUGACAUGUUCAGAAUUGGAAACUCAACUGAACCAGAUAGGGGAACAUUGGCUAAAUACUACCAACAAAGUUACUAAGGAAAUGCACAGACUGGAAACUAUACUUAAACUCUGGACAAGAUAUCAGAGUGAAUCGGAUGAGCUGAUUCAUUGGCUCCAGUCAGCAAUGGACCGUCUGAAAUAUUGGACCCAGCAAUCUAUCACAGUUCCUCAAGAACUAGAAAUGAUUCGAGAUCAUCUGAAUGCAUUUUUGGAAUUUUCCAAAGAAGUUGAUGCAAAGUCAUCCCAAAAAUCUACUGUUCUGAGCACUGGAAAUCAUCUUCUCCGGCUGAAGAAGGUGGAUACUGCAUCUUUGAGGGCUGGACUGUCACAAAUUGAUAAUCAGUGGACAGAACUCCUCAUACAGAUUCCAGUAGUGCAGGAAAAACUGCAUCAGCUCCAAAUGGAUAAGCUUCCUUCUCGCCAUGCCAUCACAGAAGUUAUGAGUUGGAUUACUUUGAUGGAAAAUGCUAUUUCUAAGGAUGAGGAAAACAUAAAAAAUAUAGUGGGACACAAAGCUGUCCAGGAAUACCUCCAGAAAUAUAAGGGCUUUAAGAUUGAUGUAAGCUGUAAGCAGUUAACUGUGGACUUCGUUAACCAAUCAGUGUUACAGAUUAGUAGUCAAGAUGUGGAAAGCAAGCGUAGUGACAAGACGGAUUUUGCCGAACAACUUGGAAUGAUGAAUAGGCGGUGGCAGAUUUUGCAGAGUCUGAUAAUGGAAAAGAUUCAAUUGUUGGAAGGUUUCCUUGAAUCAUGGACAGAAUAUGAAAAUAACAUUCAGAGCCUAAAAACAUGGUUUGAAACUCAAGAGACAAAACUGAAGGAACAACAGAGAAUUGGAGAUCAAGCUUCAGUUCAAAAUGUCCUAAAAGACUGUCAGGAACUUGAAGAUCAAUUAAAAGCAAAAGAGAUAGAACUUGAAAAAAUUGAACAGACUGGCUUUUCCUUAAUACAAAAUAAAAAAGAAGAAGUCUGUGUUGCUGUUAUGGAUACCCUCCAGAAGCUAAAUAAUUCUUGGGCAAAUUUGGACCACCAGGUUGGUCAGCUGAAAACAUUGCUACAAUCUGUCCUUCAUCAGUGGAGAGUUUACAAAACAUCUUAUGAAGAACUUAAUAGCUACAUAAUGGAAGCAAGGUAUUCUCUCUCUCGCUUUCAUCUUCUUACUGGCUCUUUGGAAGCAGUGAAAGUCCAAGUAGAUAAUCUUCAGAACUUGCAAGAUGAAUUGCAAAAGCAAGACCAUCGCUUACAAAAAUUUGGGUCAGUGACCAAUGCACUAUUAAAAGAAUGCCAUCCACCAGUUACAGAGGCACUUAAUAAUACUUUGAAAGAAAUGAACUUAAGAUGGAACAAUCUUCUAGAAGAAAUUGCAGAGCAUUUACAUUCCAGUAAAGGUCUGCUUCAUCUCUGGCAGAAAUAUAAAAACUAUUACUUGCAAUGUUCUUCUACUGUCCGGCAGUAUGAGGACCGAACAAAUGAACUUUUGAAGGCUGAACUAAAUAAGGACACUGUUGAUGAUGAAGUCACUGCUUGGAUUCAUGACUGCAAUGAUCUACUUAAAGGCAUGAAGACAAUGCAAGAUUCUCUAUCUGUUCUGCACGAACUAGGGGAACAGCUGAAGCAGCAAGUGGAUUCUUCUGCAGCAGCAGCUAUCCAAUCUGGCCAGCUCUUACUAAAUCAGAAUUUAACUUCUUUAGAACAGGGACUCAACAGACAGCAGUCAAUAUUACAGGAAGGAGUUCAGGACUACCAGACCUUUAAUCUCAGUCUGGCAGGACUGGAGCAGUGGACAAAGCAAGCGGAAGAGAUGCUGAAAAUGCAAGAUCCAAGCCACUCAUCGGACUCAUCUAUCAUUCGGAACAGAAUGGAAGAGCUUAAAUGCCAGAUGCUAAAAUUCAGCAGCAUGGCACCAGAUUUGGAUCGUCUAAAUGAGCUGGGAUAUAGGUUGCCCUUGAAUGAUAAAGAAAUUAAAAGGAUGCAAAGUCUGAAUAGAUGCUGGUCAGUGAUUUAUUCACAAACUACUGAAAGAUUCAGUAAGCUACAGUCCUUCAUGCUGCAGCAACAAACCUUCCUAGAAAAAUGUGAGACUUGGAUGGAGUUCUUGGUUCAAACUGAGCAGAAACUGGCUGCAGAAAUUUCAGGAAACUACCAGCUUCUUUUAGAACAGCAGAGGGCGCACGAGCUGUUCCAAGCAGAGAUGUUUAGUCGGCAACAGAUUUUACAUUCUAUCAUCAUGGAUGGCCACAACCUUCUUGAGCAAGGGCAGGUAGAUGACAGGGAUGAAUUCAAUUUGAAACUGGCAUUGCUCAGUAAUCAGUGGCAAGGGGUAAUUCGUAGAGCCCAGCAGAGAAGGGGCAUCAUUGACAGUCAGAUUCGUCAGUGGCAACGAUACAGAGAAAUGGCAGAGAAAUUGCGCAAGUGGCUGGUGGAAGUGACUUGUCAAUCAGCAAGUGGACUAGGCAGUGUUCCUAUCCCACUACAGAGAGCUAGAGCCCUGUUGGAUGAAAUGCAGCUCAAAGAGAAAGUGCUUCUUCGCCAGCAAGGGAGCUACAUUUUAACAGUGGAAGGUGGAAAACAGCUGUUGCUCUGUGCUGAUGGUGAGACAGAAGCAUCUCUACAGAAGGAACUUACAGAAAUUCAAGAGUGCUGGAAAUUAGCAAACCUCAGACUUGAAGAACAGAAAAAGCAGCUCACCUUACUAUUAAAAGACUGGGAAAAAUGUGAAAAAGGCAUAUCAAAUUCCUUGGAAAAGCUAAAAUCCCUGAAGAAGAAACUUUCCCAACCAUUGCCAGACCAUCAUGAUGAGCUCCAUGCAGAGCAGAUUCGCUGCAAGGAACUAGAGAGUGCCGCUGAGGGAUGGACCAGCGAUCUUUCUCAUUUGAACUUAUUAAAGGAGACCCUGUCUACUUUCAUUAGUGCAGAGGACAUUUCGGUACUCAAUGAACGUAUUGAAUUAUUGCACAGACAAUGGGAAGAAUUAUGUCACCAGGUUUCCUUGAGGAGGCAGCAGGUGAGUGAGAGACUGAAUGAAUGGGCAGUCUUCAGCGAGAAGAACAAAGAUCUCUGUGAAUGGUUGACACAAAUGGAAAGUAAAGUUUCCCAGAAUGGAGAUAUCCUCAUUGAAGAAAUGAUUGAAAAACUCAAAAAGGAUUAUCAAGAUGAAAUUGCAGUUGCCCAAGAGAAUAAAAUGCAACUUCAGGAAAUGGGAGAACGGCUUGCUAAAGCAAGCCAUGAAAGCAAAGCUCAGGAGAUUGAAUAUAAACUUGGCAAGGUCAAUGACAGGUGGCAACAUCUUUUAGAUCUCAUUGCAGCCAGGAUGAAGAAACUGAAGGAGACCUUGGUGGCAAUACAGCAAUUGGAUAAGAACAUGAGCAUCUUGAGAUCUUGGCUCGCUCAUAUUGAAUCAGAGUUAUCCAAAGCCAUUGUCUAUGAAACUUGUGAUUCCGAGGAGAUUCAAAGGAAACUAAAUGAACAGCAGGAACUUCAAAGAGACAUAGAGAAGCAUAGCACUGGGGUUGCAUCUGUCCUCAAUCUCUGUGAAGUUCUUCUCCAUGAUUGUGAUGCUUGUGCUACUGAAACAGAAUGUGACUCUAUUCAGCAAGCCACAAGGAACUUGGAUCGAAGAUGGCGAAAUAUUUGUGCCAUGUCAAUGGAAAGGCGACUCAAAAUUGAAGAGACUUGGAGACUAUGGCAGAAGUUUUUGGAUGAUUAUUCUCGCUUUGAAGAUUGGUUGAAAAUUUCUGAAAGGACAGCUGCUUUCCCUAGUUCUUCCGGUGUAUUAUAUACAGUUGCUAAAGAAGAACUGAAGAAGUUUGAGGCUUUUCAGCGUCAAGUACAAGAAAGUUUAACUCAACUAGAACUGAUCAACAAACAGUACCGCCGCUUGGCCAGGGAAAAUCGCACUGAUUCUGCUGGCAGCCUCAAGUUGAUGGUCCACGAAGGAAACCAGAGAUGGGACAACUUGCAAAAACGAGUGAUCUCCAUCCUCCGCAGACUUAAACAUUUCAUUGGCCAACGUGAAGAAUUUGAGACGGCACGUGAUAGCAUUUUGGUCUGGCUUACAGAGAUGGACUUACAGCUCACCAACAUUGAACACUUCUCAGAGUGUGAUGUUCAAGCAAAGAUAAAGCAACUCAAGGCUUUUCAACAGGAGAUCUCCCUGAACAACAACAAAAUUGAGCAAAUUAUUGGCCAGGGUGAGCAACUGUUAGAAAAAAGUGAGCCUUUAGAUGCAGCUGUCAUUGAAGAAGAGUUGGACGAGCUGAGACGUUAUUGCCACGAGGUCUUUGGCCGAGUAGAAAGAUACCACAAAAAAUUAAUUCGUCUUCCACUCACAGACGAUGAGCAUGAGUUAUCCGAUCGUGAAGUGGAUCUGGAUGAAUCAGCAGAUCUUUCCGACCUGCACUGGCAUGACAAAUCUGCAGACAGUGUCCUUUCCCCACAUCCUUCCUCCAUUCUCUCGCUGUCUCUUCCCCAGCCACUCCGAAGUGAAAGGUCAGGGCGGGAUACGCCAGCUAGCGUAGAUUCAAUCCCCUUGGAAUGGGAUCAUGACUAUGACCUGAGUCGUGACCUGGAGACCGCAGUCUCAAGAGCCCUUCACUCUGACGAAGAGGGGAGGGACGACAAAGAUUUUUAUCUUCAAGGAGCUACAAGCCUAGCAGAUGUAGUGAUUCCUGAGAGCCCCGAAGCCUAUAUAAAACAUACUGAAAAUGCUCUCAAAAAUGUCUGUGGAGAACCAGGUUCCUUGGAAACACAUAUUCGGCAGCUUGACAAAGCUUUGGACACUAGUCGUUUCCAAAUACAGCAAACGGAGAAUAUAAUCCGCAGUAAAACCCCUACAGGGCCUGAGCUCGAUUCUAGCUACAAAGGAUAUAUGAAGCUCCUGGGUGAGUGCAGCAGGAGUAUAGAUUCAGUAAGACGGCUUGAACAUAAACUGAAAGAAGAAGAGGAAAAGCUGUCUGGAUUUAUUAACCUGAACAAUGCAGAGCCACAAACAUCUGGUGUCAUUGAUCGAUGGGAGUUAAUUCAGGCCCAAGCCUUAAGUAAAGAACUGAGAAUGAAGCAGAAUCUUCAACAGUGGCAGCAGUUCAGUUCUGACCUAAACAACAUCUGGGUUUGGCUGGGAGAAACUGAGGAGGAAUUGGACCAGUUGCGUUGCCUUGAUCUUAGCACAGAUAUACAGACCAUUGAGUUCCGGAUUAAAAAACUGAAAGAGCUGCAGAAGGCUGUUGAUAAUCGCAAAGCCAUCAUUUUGUCCAUCAACCUAUGCAGUUCAGAAUUCAUGCAGUCAGACAGUGAGGAAAACAAGAAACUGCAGGAACAACUGUCUCAGAUGAACAUGCGCUGGGACCAUGUCUGCUCUGUGUUAGAAGAGUGGCGCUGCUCCCUACAGUUUGCUCUCAUGCAAUGUCAGGAUUUCCAUGAGAUGAGCCAUGGCUUAUUAUUAUGGCUGGAGAACAUCGACAGGAGAAAAAAUGAAAUAGUACCUAUCAAUCCAAAUCAUGACUCUGAUACUCUGCAGGAUCAUCACAGGCUUCUCAUGCAAAUACGACGUGAGCUUCUAGAAUCUCAGUUAAAAGUGGCCUCUCUUCAAGACAUGUCCUGCCAACUGCUAGUCAAUGCUGAAGGCAAGGAUUGUCUAGAGGCCAAAGAAAAGGUCCAUGUCAUUGGAAACAGGCUAAAAAUGCUCCUGAAAGAUGUGACACGUCACAUUAAAGAACUAGAGAAGAUUCUAGAUAUUUCAAGCAGUCAGUUGGACUUAUCCUCGUGGUCUUCUGCUGAUGAAUUGGACACAUCAGGAUCCCUCAGUCCAGUAUCUGGAAGGAGCACUCCAAGCCGACAGAGAAUGCCACGAGGCAAAUGUAAUGUCUCACAGCCUGGACCCUCUGUCAGCAGUCCGCGUAGCAGGCCCAUAAGAGGUGGCUCCGGUUCCUCCCGUUCUGAAAACCAGGGGCAUCAGUCACGACCACAGCACUGCUUCUUCCUCAGGGUGCUGAGAGCAGCUCUUCCUCUCCAGCUUCUCUUGCUACUUCUGAUGGCCCUCGCCUGCUUGGUUCCAGCGAGUGAGGAGGACUAUAGCUGCACCCUGUCAAAUAAUUUUGCACGCUCCUUCCAUCCCAUGCUUAGAUACACAAAUGGCCCACCACCUUUAUGAAAAGAUUUCCAGCAGCUCAGUAAUAUUUCAAAUGCAGUACCCAGAAUUCAGUAGGAUUUCCAUGACCUACCUGCCGAUAUAAAUAAAUUAAAUGUCUGUCAAUAUCAAAAUGAGCCAUGGAAUACAUUAAUUGGGCCAUUAAAGACUUGCAUCUCUUCCAUGGAUGUUGACUAAGUAAUAGAAAGUUUUUCUCCCCAAAUAGCAUCCUGGGUUUUUCAGCUACUUUUAUAAUUUUGACCAUCACUCUAUACAAUACCUAGCAGAGGACUUCAGUUUGAAGAAGGACCAGUAUGUACUGCUCAUUAUAGAGCUAUUAUACAAUCUUUAUUUAACUACUCUACUGGUAUUUUAAACUAAACUUACAUAUAAACCUAUAUACUUGUAAGAAACAAACUGGAGUGAUUUUAGAAACCAUUGUAACAUACAAUUUUAAAAGCUUGCAAGGCAGCAUAUUAUUUUCCCCAUUUUUGGUGGGGUUUUGAGUGAGGCAUGAUGUUCUAAUCUUUGCUUUGAAUGCACAAAUUGUAAAUGGCACAUUUUAUAAUUUAAAAAAGAUAUGUAAGAAAUGAAAUCAUGAAAACUUUAUGAACAACCAUGGAUAUUAAGUAUUAAAAAUAUUUAUGUAUGUACA
Messenger RNA from Ahaetulla prasina, 27089 nucleotides. It is a transcript of the gene SYNE1, whose product is annotated as spectrin repeat containing nuclear envelope protein 1. Lineage: Eukaryota; Metazoa; Chordata; Lepidosauria; Squamata; Colubridae. The record is from RefSeq and is a predicted model, not a curated record. The coding region runs from base 311 to 26458 and encodes 8715 amino acids. Gene Ontology annotation, molecular function: protein binding. Gene Ontology annotation, cellular component: membrane. The transcript has 143 exons.